Liolophura sinensis is the source of this 3299-nucleotide messenger RNA. RefSeq names its product solute carrier family 53 member 1-like. Lineage: Eukaryota; Metazoa; Mollusca; Polyplacophora; Chitonida; Chitonidae. Gene Ontology annotation, molecular function: phosphate transmembrane transporter activity; inositol hexakisphosphate binding. The record is from RefSeq and is a predicted model, not a curated record. Gene Ontology annotation, cellular component: cytoplasm; plasma membrane; Golgi apparatus. Gene Ontology annotation, biological process: cellular response to phosphate starvation; phosphate ion transport.
GUGAACUGACACACUUCUGGACAGGUGGCUAAGAAGGAUUUAGGAACUGUGUUUUCUUCGGCAUUAGCAGAUAAGAACAUGUAGAAUUCCGUACGCUCGACGGAAAGCGGCGCAUGUUGCAUUCGUGUUGCCGACAGUGACCGUGUAGUGUAAGCUGUCAGUGACACUUGACAGUGUUAGUUGAUGAGUGGACACAUGCAUGUCAUAAAAGUGGCAGUUCAGUUAUAAGCGGGAUUUUUGCUCUGCUGGCAGAAGGUUUACGUACUCCUUCCACAAGCAGCCUAGUGAAUUCUCAGCGAUGAUUGACAGUUAAUCGCUGCCCAUGCCUAUGACAGAUCUCUGCACACCAGGUGGAAACUAACGCAACCCGACAAUGAAGUUCGCAGAGCACCUCGGAGCUCACAUCACGCCAGAAUGGCGCAAACAGUACAUUCAGUAUGAGGCGAUGAAGGAGAUGUUGUAUGAAGCCACAGAGUCUGCUCCAUCUCCAGAAGUGACUGACCAAAGUACUAUACAGAGAUACUUUGCAAGGUUUGACGAGCGCUUCUUCCAAUACUGCGACAAAGAGCUGGCCAAGAUCAACACGUUUUUCUCAGAAAAAAUGGCUGAAGCUUCCAGAAAAUAUGCCAACCUCCAAACGGAGCUUCAGAGCUUCUCCGAGCAGUCUGCCAUGCGCAGCAGCUCUAAAGAAAACGCACGAGCGGAUGGGAUUAGAAACCGGCGCUCCAGCGUGUAUACGCUCUUCAAAGAUCGCUCGGAAAGCAACACUGUUGCCAACGGACGCAAACUCCACGACCUCAAACUGGCCUUCAGUGAAUUUUACCUAAGCCUGAUCCUCUUACAGAAUUAUCAGACGCUCAACUUUACAGGAUUCAGGAAGAUUUUAAAGAAACAUGACAAGUUGAUGCAGACAGAGAGGGGGACAGAAUGGAGGCAGGCACACGUGGAGACAUCUCGAUUUUACACCAGUAAGGAGGUGGACCAUAUGAUCAAGGAGACUGAGCAAGUGGUGACCACUGACCUUGAGGGUGGGAACAGACAGAAGGCUAUGAAGAGACUGAGGGUGCCUCCACUGGGGGAUGAGCAAAACCCCUGGACGACAUUCCGAGUGGGGCUGUUCUCAGGGAUAUUUGGGGUUCUACUUGUUGUCAUUGUUGUCGCAGCUAAUUUCACUGAACAUUCCGAAACGUGGGAAGCAGCUUUACGAAUGUAUAGGGCGUUUCUUAUUAUCCUAAAAUGCUUUUUACUGGGAAUCAACACAUAUGGCUGGAGAUCAUCUGGGGUCAACCAUGUUUUGAUAUUUGAACUUGAUCCCAGAAAUCAUCUGUCCCACCAACAGCUUUUAGAGGUUGCCACCUGUCUAGCAGUGAUCUGGGCAAUAAGUGUCCCUUACCUCUUCAGUGCCUUCAUCUACAUCCCUGUGUUCGCCAGCCCGCUCGCGCUGGCUUGUCUACUGGUGCUUUUCCUACUGAACCCCAUCCACAUUUUACACUUCAGAGCCAGGAUGUGGCUCCUCAAAGUUCUGUGUCGCAUUUUCACUGCUCCCUUCCACCAUGUUGGCUUCGCUGAUUUCUGGCUGGCAGAUCAGCUGAACAGUCUGGUGACGGUACUUCUGGACUUUGAGUACUUGGUGUGUUACUAUGCCUUCGAAGUCAAGUGGCACGGAGGACAGAGUGAAGCUGUGUGCACAAAGAAUGUAUAUGGCCAUGCAAUCCGUGGCGUCGUGGCCUGCUUGCCUGCCUGGUGGCGUUUUGCUCAGUGCCUUCGCCGUUAUCGUGAUACCAAACUCGUCUUCCCCCAUGUGGUGAAUGCUGGGAAAUAUUCUACCACAUUCCUCGUUGUGAUAUUUGCAUAUUUGUACAAGCACCAUGUAGACACAAAUGAAGAGACUCGGCAAAACAAUGCAUAUUUCUACCUGUGGAUUGUGUCUGCGGUCAUCAGCUCAUGUUACACCUUUACCUGGGAUAUCAAGAUGGAUUGGGGGUUGUUUGACGAAGGUGCUGGGGAUAACAAGUUCCUGAGGGAGGAGAUUGUUUAUGCCUAUAAAAGUUACUAUUAUUUUGCAAUCAUAGAGGAUUUCAUCCUGAGGUUCGCCUGGUCUCUCAACGUUUCUGUCGGGGAGGGUAUAUUCCACAGCGAAAUUCUCUCUACAAUCCUGUCAUCAUUUGAAGUGUUCAGGAGAUUUGUCUGGAACUAUUUCCGUCUGGAGAACGAACACUUAAAUAACUGUGGUCAGUUCCGAGCGGUGCGCGACAUCUCCAUAGCACCCAUCGAUUCCAACGAACAAUCUCUUUUGGAAGAAAUGAUGGAUGAUGUUGAUGGGACGAACACCAGGCGGACGGACAGACGCAGGUUCAUAGGAAAGAAGAAGAAAGAAUCCAGAGUAUGGAUUGACGAUGACAGAACGAACUAUUGGGAAACCUGAAGUGAAGAAUGUCUAACAAAGUAGCCCGGCCAGAGGUGCUCCUACGAUUUCAGUUUGUAAAUGGUAAACACUGGACCUCUGGUUGUCAUAUAAAUAUGAGUCGAGUCUGUUCCAAGGUGCCAUUAUGGACUGUACUAGCCAAAACAAAGCUGUUCAAGUCUUGACACACUUUUGCUCUCCUCUAAGUUUAAAACGUACAGCCGAUGUGGAAAAAGAAUUUGCCUGUACACAAAUACACCUGUAUGUGUAUCUGUAGACAAAUACACCUAUAUGUGUAUUUGUACACAAAUACACCUACAUGUGUAUCAGGCAUGCCAAGGGCCACUGUCACAUGUGCAAGACUUCAUAAGCAUAAAGCCUUGAGUAGGUCUUACACGUGUCAUUAAGUUGGUUGUUGGGUCAGAUUUUUAUGGUACUGUACCUUUUAACAGGGCUAUCCAUUUGAGCAAAUUUAAACUUUUGCAAAUUUAACUCUUUUUUUUUUUUUAAAUGUUUUUUUUAGGCUAGAAAGUUUUAAAGCACGUGAUUUCAUGAGACAAGUUGUAAAAAAACUGAAUUAUUUUACAUUGUUUUGUGAAAAUGUGUUGAGGGUAAUAAGAGAGUAGCUGAUUGAAUGUGGAAGCUGAGGAGCUUAGGAUGCCGUGUUACUGGCAGACACUGCUCCUGGCUCUAUAUAAUGUCAGUGUUAUAAUUCUAUCCAACAGCAAACAUUUUUUAAAAAACUCGCGCAAAAAAGAGUUUACGUUUGUUACAUGUACACGUAAGUUUUAAGAGCUGAGCUUAAAAAUUUUUGUGAGAAAAAAAGAAUUUCAUCAAAAAAGGAGGUUCCUUUGGAUGAGAAGUUUUGUAGAAUUCCAGCGUAUGAUUUGUUUUA